Exophiala spinifera is the source of this 1626-nucleotide messenger RNA. RefSeq lists its product as uncharacterized. Gene Ontology annotation, molecular function: myo-inositol:proton symporter activity. The transcript has a single exon. Gene Ontology annotation, cellular component: membrane. Gene Ontology annotation, biological process: transmembrane transport. The record is from RefSeq and is a predicted model, not a curated record. The coding region runs from base 1 to 1626 and encodes 541 amino acids. NCBI's taxonomy places the organism in Eukaryota, Fungi, Ascomycota, Eurotiomycetes, Chaetothyriales, Herpotrichiellaceae.
AUGACGCCGGGCCACGAUGAUACGGAAAUGAAUGCGCCUCUCAUCGACCGGCGCGACGGCACAGACGACGUACCGCAUGUGUCUGCGGCGACGAUAGAGCACUCCGGCAAUGCCUUCAUAUGGGCACUGACGGUCGCUGCUUGUGUGUCUGGGUUGUUAUUUGGAUACGACACAGGAGUGAUCUCGAGCACGCUCGUCUCGAUCGGUACCGACCUCUCGUCGCGGCCCCUCACGAAUCUCGACAAAGGUGUCAUCACCUCGUGUACCAGCUUCUUCGCCCUCGUUGCUAGCCCAGUCGCUGGAUUGCUCGCAGACAAAAUUGGAAGGAAAAACAUUAUUUUAGUUGCAGACGCGCUCUUCACUCUCGGGGCCCUGUGGCAGGCAUUCACGACUUCAGUCUGGGGCAUGAUUUUGGGCCGUUCGAUCGUGGGUCUGGCAAUAGGCGGAGCGAGUCUGAUUGUGCCUCUGUAUAUUUCUGAGCUGUCGCCGAGUCACUUGCGAGGCAGGCUGGUGACUACAACCCUGUUGUUCAUCACUGGGGGCCAAGUCAUCGCAUACCUGGUCGGUUGGGCUUUCUCGACCACGCCCGGAGGCUGGCGCUGGAUGGUCGGAUUGGGCUCAGCACCCGCUGUUGCCCAAAUGGCCAUGCUGUUGUUCAUGCCUGAGACUCCACGGUUCCUGGCGAAGGCGCAAAAGGAGGGAGCGGCGCGCGCAGUGCUCACCGAGGUGUACCGCGGGAUGACAUCGGAUGAGGACCAGCUCGUCGACGACAUCAUCCUGGCCAUCAAGAAGGAGAUGAUCGAAGAGGAGGAGGCACACCUUCAGAUCAAGAGCGGCAGUACCGACUCCAGAUCAUGCGUGCCGCCGACGUUACACUCCCUCCUCCUGCAUCCGCCUCACGCGAGAGCACUCACCAUAACGUGCACGCUACAAGGACUACAGCAGCUCUGCGGAUUCAACAGUCUCAUGUACUUUUCCGCCACCAUCUUUCAGCGGCUCGGGUUCUCGUCCCCGACACUGACGUCGCUGAGCGUCGCGGGGACGAAUUUUGUCUUCACAAUCGCCGCGUUCAAUCUGAUCGACAGGAUCGGGAGGCGGCGGAUUCUGCUGACUACGAUUCCUGUCAUGAUCCUGUCCCUCUUACUCUGCGCCGGCGCCUUCUCCUUUUUAUCCUCCUCGGGGGUGGGACAGGACGAAGUCAAGCCCGCCUCUGAGACGAGUCCCAAGGACGGUGGACCCUUGCCGGCGAUCGGCAUCCUGGUCGCCAUGCUUCUUUACGUGUCGACUUACGCCAUGGGCCUUGGCCCGAUUCCGUGGCAGCAAUCGGAGCUCUUCCCGCUAAGUGUGCGCUCGUUGGGAUCGAGCCUGGCAACCGCGACUAACUGGGGAUGCAAUACCGUCGUGGGCUUGACCUUCUUGCCAAUGAUGGACCUUCUCACUCCGCAGUGGACCUUUGUAACUUAUGCUCUCAUAUGCGCGUUGGGAUAUAUCGCUAUUUGGCACAUAUACCCUGAGACUAUGGGCCUGAGUCUAGAACAAGUUGGAGAUCUGCUUAAACACGGCUGGGGCGUCCAGGAAAGCACGGCUCGGUUGAGAGCUCAAAGGUCAAGAGAAAGCCCAGGAUAG